Messenger RNA from Coffea eugenioides, 510 nucleotides. Its product is annotated as cytochrome P450 71A4-like. Gene Ontology annotation, molecular function: heme binding; oxidoreductase activity, acting on paired donors, with incorporation or reduction of molecular oxygen; iron ion binding. The coding region runs from base 1 to 510 and encodes 169 amino acids. The transcript is spliced from 2 exons. Lineage: Eukaryota; Viridiplantae; Streptophyta; Magnoliopsida; Gentianales; Rubiaceae. The record is from RefSeq and is a predicted model, not a curated record.
AUGUUUGCAGCUGGAACGGAUACCACUCAUACAGUCAUGGAAUGGGUGAUGGUAGAGCUUCUAAGAGACCCCAAGGUCAUGGAGAAAUUGCAAAAUGAGGUCAGAGCUGUAGGCCAAGGAAAAUCAGAGAUAACUGAGGAUGAUUUUGACAAAAUGCAGUGUUUAAAGCUAGUAAUUAAGGAAACUCUGCGGCUUCAUUUCCCAGUUCCAUUUCUAGUUCCUCGAGACAUCAAAGUAAUGGGGUAUGGUAUACCGAUUCGAACACGAGUAAUCGUCAACGCAUGGGCGGCAAUUGGAAGAGACCCUUUGCUUUGGGAGAAGCCAGAGGAAUUUCAGCCAGAGAUAUUUCUGAAUGUUGGUAUAGAUUUUCGAGCAAAAUUACUGCACAAAUUUGACUUUGCCUUGCCUGAUGGCGGAAAACCAGAGGACAUGGACAUGACUGAAGCUGGUGGCAUCGAUGUGCAUAGAAAACUUCCUAUACUUGUUGUUGCCACUCCAUAUUCUCCUUAG